AUGAAACUCUUUAAAUAGCUAACUAGUUCAACUUGUAGGUAUUUAAAAUUUUCAAGGUAUUGCAUUGCAAACAGUUCUCCUCUUUAUUCCAAUCAAAUCAAGUUUAAAUUUUCAAGCACAGAUGCUGUUGUUUCAUAGAAGUAGCUUGAAGAGUUGAGAAAUUAUAAAUUAACAAACAAGAUAGAUUCAGAAACUCUAAUGAAAAGAUUUUAGGAUAAUAUAGAGAAAAUUGAUAACUCAGACUUAGUCAAUUAAUUUUGUGUUUAUUUUAUUUAACAGUUUGAAAAUAGGAUUGAAACUCAAAAAGCUAUUCAGAUUUGCGAUUAUGCUAUUGAUAGAUAAUAGAAGAACUAUUCUCCUACUACUUUAAUGUAUUUUAUGGGGCAGAAAAUACUUUUAAAAUAUGAGUAAGGUGAUUUGAACGAUAUGAAUAAAUUAGCAGAUUAGCUCUAUGCAUUAUAUUUAUUUUCAAGGGAAAUUUUAGAUUCUACAACUAGAAUUAAAUACCAAAGUUAUUUAGCUGAAACAAUGGCUAAAGUAAAUCUAGUAGAACAUGCUGAGAGGUAUCUUAAUGGGACAGUUGAUUCUUUGCAGAAUGAUGAGAGAAUUGAUCUAUCUUGGGGUGAAGUUUAUGAUUUAUAUUAUAUUCAUUUUGGAUGCUAUUUUCUUCAAUAGAAAUAUGAGCAAGCUCUUCACUACGGAUUAGUUGCUUAUUAAAUGAUGAAAGGAAACCCUUUUGUAAGUCCUUCUUUUAUUCUAUUAGGAAUUUAUUAAUGCCUUAAAUUUAUUAAUAAUGAAUUGGGAUAGUAGUAAGUCUUGCUUGAAUUACUAAAGUACCCACAAGAUGGAAUUAAUCUUAGUAAUAUUGAUAAACUAGUAUUUGUUCCUUUUAAAAAGAAAUAAAAAAAUUUAGCUUCUUCUAAUCUACUCUUAACUCAUCAAAAGAGUGAUGAUAUUGAGAAAGUAUAAUAGAAAUAAUUUAGAGACUAAAUCUUAUAUGAUUUUAAUUAUGCAAAUUUUCCACUUGUUAACAUUUUAAAACAAAAAAUUAGCAAGCAAAGUGAUACAAUUUGGAAUGAAAAAGAUGACAAAGGAAGAUUUUUUAUUGAAUAAAAUAAAAUAGACAAAGGCAUAGAAUAUUACAAAGACAUCCUUACCAAACUUGAUAGUAUUAGGGAUUAAGAAAAGAUUAUUUAAGUGUCUGACCGUCUUGCGUAUUUGUAUAGUAAAAUUGACGAAUUUGAUAAAGCAUUAGAGUUAUCUUUAGAAGCUCAUUAGAGAAUACUUAAACUUCGUAACAAUAUACUAAUGAAAGACAAUAUGACAUUAUAAAAUAUCCUUUACAUAAAAUUCUUUUAUCAUUCCAAAAAUGAUUAUGCUAAAAGUGUUGAAUGGGGUAAAAAGUGGCAUGCUUAUUGUAUUUAAUAUAAUAUUUUUGAUAUAUACGAUGAUUUUAUAGUUGAAAAUUUAUUUUCUUAAGCUUCUUCAUUGAUAUUAUUGAAUUAGUAAGAAGAAGCUCUAGAAUACUGCAAAUUUAUAUAAGAGUACUUGGAGAAAUUUAAUAAUGAAGAUAUGUUAAGAGCUCUUCAUGGCAUGCUUUUUAAUAUUUACUCAGAUAUUAAUAAUUUACCUGAAGCACUCAAAAAUGGGUAAGUAGUUAUUGAUUAUUACAAUAAAAACUUAAAAAUUCUUACUCAGAGAGAAAAGAAUUUGCUAUAUUAAAGUGUCCUUAAGUGCUGUAGGUUUGCUUAAGAAUUAUAAGAUGAGUAAAAUAUAUACAAGUAUGGAAGAUUAUACUUAUAAUUGAGAAAGGAUGAAGAAACAGAAUUUGAGAAUAUAGAGUUUAGGAUUAAACUUUAACAUUAAAUAAUUUUAGUUAUGAUCUCUAAAAGAUAGUACAAAGAUGCUAAAUAGAUGAUUAACUAGGUUUUAGACUUAAUCAAUUAAAAUCCUAAUAUGUAAAAUUAUUUAAUUAAAAUCCUACUAGCAGAAUCUUAAAUGUCUUAGAAACAAUUAAAAUACUAAGAAGCAGAAAAGUGCAUAUAAUAGGCAGAAGAAAUCCUAGAAAAUAUAAGUAAUGGAGGUGAAAUGGAUUUAGAGAAUGACUAAAACCUAUAUGAGAACUUAAAACUUGAAGUGUAUUUAAAUAAGAGUUUAAUUCAUUACAAUAAAAACGAAUUCAAUUAAUCUAUUAAAUAUAUUGAAAAAUAUGUUUAGAUUUAUAAAAAGUUAAGAUAUAGAAUAAACUCUAAAGUCGUAGAGAUAUUAAAGACACUUUAUAAAAAGUAGGAAUAUAAAAAUACCAUUAGAGAACUUAUACUAACUAAUAACAUAUCAUUUGAUUCAUCUUGA
Tetrahymena thermophila SB210 is the source of this 2352-nucleotide messenger RNA. RefSeq lists its product as hypothetical. The transcript has a single exon. Lineage: Eukaryota; Ciliophora; Oligohymenophorea; Hymenostomatida; Tetrahymenidae. The record is from RefSeq and is a predicted model, not a curated record. Gene Ontology annotation, molecular function: protein binding.